AAAUUCGUGUCAAAAAUGGCAUCAAUUUAGUUAAGGCAACUAAACGUUAAAAAAAUUAUAUAAUUUUUUGCACAUCGGGAAAGGUAUAGGAAGUUAAAAGUAGAAGGACCUUCUAAGAUAAUUAAAUAGUCUGAGAAUUCAUUGUGAAUAUCAGCUGAGAACCUUUUUAAUUGUUAAGUAGCUAAAUAAUUAAAAUUAAAAAAAAAUGGCACAAUAUACGCAAUAUUCUGGUGGAUAUGAAGAAGAUAAUCAAUUUGGGUAUGACGAAAGUCAGCGUGGACCACCAUCAGGUUAUGGUGGAGUCGUCCGUCCCAUGGUUGAUCCUGAGGCUGAAGGUGAAGUAGAUCCCAAUCUAUAUCCACAACCCAAAGAAUCGACACACAAAAUUCGUGGACGAUAUGACAUUAUUGAAAUGCUUUGUGGAUCUGUGGAUCAGGAACUGCUGACCGUAAAAACAUUUUACUUCUUCUUCUAUUCAGCUUUUGGAUCAUUAUUUCCAUUAAUGGGUGUCUAUUUCAAACAAAUGGGUAUGAAUCCAUUGCAGUGUGGAUUAUUAGUUGGAUCACGUCCGUUUGUGGAAUUUUUAUCAGCUCCAUUUUGGGGAAGCUACGCAGACAAAUCGAAGAAGGGUAAAGUUCUUCUGCUUGCAUCCCUUUCAGCAUGGAUUGUAUUUACACUGCCUCUUGGAUUUAUUCAACCACCAGCGACCUCAUGUAUAACGCAAUAUAAUGACUCUUACUAUGAACUUAGAACACCAGAAGCUCCACGACUUUUAAAGAGAAGUGUUGACAAUUUACGAGAGCUUAUUGAUGAUCCGAUUAACAAUGAAGUUCACAUACGUUCACGACGUGCAGUUCGUCCACUUUCUGAAGCUGGAGUUUCUCCAUUGAGUGUUAGCUAUGCCAAUAAUUAUGAUGAUUCAAAGCAAAGAAAUUGGGUAUCACCACUUUUUAGCAGUAUUGUGUAUCAAACAGACGAUAUCCAGAAAGCAUUCUUCCUUCUUAUGUUACUUGUUGUCAUUGGUGAAUUCUUCUCAGCACCAGCUAUAACACUUGCUGAUUCAGCUGUCAUAACUCUUCUCGGUGAGGAUUCUGAUCGAUAUGGACAUCAACGAAUGUUUGGAUCAUUAGGAUGGGGUGUUGCUAUGUUCUUUGUUGGUAUUGCCCUGGAUCAUUCAACUUCAUUUCCAGAUCAUCCAUGUGGACCAAAUAAGCAAGAGAAAAAUUAUACAAUCUGUUUUGCGACAUUCGCAGUAUCGAUGACUGCUGCAUUACUCGCUGCCACACAAAUAAACUUUAAAUAUCCAGAACAUCCAGAAGAAAUGGAAUUCCAAGAGAAACCAGCAGAAGUGUUGACAAAAGAGGAUGAAAUGCAAAAUCAAUUGGCAACACAAUUAGGAAUCCCAUCAUUAGCUACAGGAGGCGGUGUAUCAUUGCCACAACAAAAAGCACCACCACCUACAUUGGGAGCUCAGACAAAAAUGUUUGCACAGCGAUUGACCACACAAACACCUGAAUGGAUCUUAGUAUUUACGCAAUUUAAGGAUCUCAAGUGUGCAUCAUUCUUGUUUGUUGCAUGGCUCAUGGGCUUUGGUAUUGGCUUAAUAUUUACAUUCCUCUUCUGGCACUUGCAAGACUAUGGCGGUUCACCGACAUUAUUUGGCGUCGCAUCAGUUAUUAACCACUUGAGUGAAAUAUUUGCAUACUUCUUCAGUUUCCGACUUAUUACACAAAUUGGUCACGUAAAAGUCUUGUGCUUGGGAUUGUUUGGAAAUUGCAUCAGAUUCUUGUACAUCUCUUGGGUCAGAAAUCCAUGGUGGGUUCUACCGUUCGAAUUGAUGCAAGGAAUAACACAUGCUGCAUGUUGGGCUGCAUGCUGUUCAUAUAUCUCACACAACACACCACCUCAUUUAAGAACAAGUGCUCAAGGUGUAUUACAAGGCUUACAUCAUGGCUUUGGAAGAGGUUGUGGUGCUGUUAUUGGAGGCUUAUUUGUGACAUACUUCGGCUCGAAACAAACAUUCAGAGGAUAUGGAAUAUUUUGCUUAUUUGUGCUGGUCGCCUUCGUAUUUAUUAACUUUUAUCGUAAAGACACAGGCUUUAUUUCUGAUAUACCCACAACAGAAGAUCCUCAUCAAGUUGCUGAGGAGACAAGUCACUUAGCUCCACAUGGCGUCCCAUCAAAUCCGAUUCCAAGAGCACUUUCGAGUUCUCGUCUAAACGAUAUGGGAACAAAUCAACAAAAUGAAUCAUAUGGAACAUACUCGACAGUUGGUGGAAAUCUAGGAGUGCCAGGACAAUCAAAUCCAUUUGCUCAACAACAACAACAGCAGCCAUCAAAUGGUUAUGGAAGCAAUUAUUAAAUCGCAAAAAUAGCAACAAAAAAGGUUUAAUAGCUUGAUCUCUAUGAUAUUUAAGGUAAAAAUGCUCUCUUUUUCUUUUUCUCAUGAUUGGUUCGUAUGCUCUUUAAAUUCUAAAAUAUUUCUAUGAACAAAAAUUGUCUGAAGGCUCUUUGGGUUUUAUGGAUUAUCCUGUUAAUCAAUCAUUUUUUAUUUGUUGAAUAUUGAACACUCUUAUGUUGAAUUUUGCUGCCAUUUGAGGGAAUGACGUCAUAGUUUGGUUUGUUAAUAUCACAUGAUUAUUGAUUCACAUGAAGAUUGUUUUUUCGAUGAUUUUUAUUAAGUUUAGAAGAUAGUUGAGGGUCUAUGAUUUGAAUAAUAAUUAUCUGGUUUGUUUUUGAAGAUAUGGAAAGUCUAGAUUUGCCUCUGGGCUCGCGGUAUGUAUAUGAUAGAUAGUCGUAGUGAGAUAUGUAACUCGGUGGCUCAAUGGCAGGGAAUUUUGACUAAGUAAUCGGAGAUAACCUCUUUUGAGGUCGCAAGUUCGAUUUCGAUCAAAUCCAACUUGUUUUGCAAUUAGGUUGUACACAGUAUUCUAUCCGAAAGUUAAUCGAGGACCCUUUAUAUAUCAUUAUACAAUCUUAGUUAAGAAUAUUUCCACAUUAAAAACAUUAACUUCAAAGACCCUUUAGACAAUUUCUACCCUACCUAUUCAUACAUUAAUGAACCUUUAAGAAAUUCUGUUGAUUUCUAAUAAUAAACCAAGGCGUAAAAACUCAGGAUUAAUCCUGAAAAAUCCUUAAAAAAAUCCCUGAGCCAAUAAACAUGGAAAUGUUAAAUCCCUUUUGAAUCCCGAAGUUAUUCAUCAAAUGCAUCAGAAAUUUAAGAGGGAUUUCACAUUUCCAUAUUUAUUGACUCAAGGAUUUUUUGGGAUUUUCAGGAUUAAUCCUGAGUUUCCACGCCUUGAAAUAAACAAAAGAUUAAAUGAAAAUAACUAAAAUAAAGCAAAAAAAACUAUUGUAACGUGUUAUAAUGAUAUUUAAAAAAAAGAAUCUAAAAAAAAUAAAAAGUAGAUAAGUUCAGAUGAAGAAAUUUUAAGUAAGAAGAUAAAAAUAGCAACAAACGGUAAAAAAAAAUUAGAUAUUUCGCUUUCCCAAGAUCUAAAUUGGC
Molecule: messenger RNA, 3505 nt
Organism: Chironomus riparius
Lineage: Eukaryota; Metazoa; Arthropoda; Insecta; Diptera; Chironomidae
Source: the annotation of a GenBank genome assembly